Messenger RNA from Aspergillus terreus NIH2624, 528 nucleotides. RefSeq lists its product as uncharacterized. The record is from RefSeq and is a predicted model, not a curated record. The transcript is spliced from 2 exons. The coding region runs from base 1 to 528 and encodes 175 amino acids. Lineage: Eukaryota; Fungi; Ascomycota; Eurotiomycetes; Eurotiales; Aspergillaceae.
AUGGACGAUGAGCCAACGCGAGUCAUAGUAUACACAUGCGUUACAGAUAUACCUGGUGACCCCCAACGGCGCCAUAAUACUCUUGGACAGGCACUCUGCAAGCAAGUGUUUGGAAGGGAGUUCCAUGCGGAGCUCCGGCCUUCUUCUUACGACCAUGUUCAUAUUCCCGCUGAUUUCGACUCCGACCAACCACUGAAACGAUGGUUCAUAUUCGAUUUGAACGUCAAAGACCAGAUUACUGUGGAGGCUGUUUCGCAGAUUCCACAUGCGGUAUACCUGGCAAGUUGCCAAAGCGGCGAAUUAAUAUUCAUCCCACGCGAUGUCUGGGCUGAGAAAGCAAAGUCCCGAGCUAAAUCAUACACAUGGGGCGGGAAAAUGGAACAAAAGAUGGUAGAUGAAAUGAGAGAGAGAUUGGCAGAGGACUGUCCAUCUCCCAGUCAAGGAGAUUCUGGUGGUGUUAUCCCUCUGCAUGCCGGGCAUUCCUCAUCAUCUUUAUCCUCUUGCCAGUCCCAAACAUCUACUCGCUGA